CAAAACGACGUGCGAUUCCCUUAAAGAUGAACGACGCACUAAAAUAUACCCUGGAUGUACAAGAGGGCAAAGUCAUUUUCACUGUUCACGUUCCGGAAUUAGAUGUCGAACACGAGGAUGCCCUCAAGUUGGAGGUAUUGGGUCGAGAAAUCGUGUUUACAGCGCCGCCCUACCAUGUGCGAGUUCCCCUUGAGAACGAAGUUGUCUUGACAGAGGAAGUAUUUCCCGAGAAGCUAAAUUAUGAAAAAAGUAUAAUUACGUACCACAUACCACUAAAGAAUGUGUCUAGCGAUAGUUCCGUUCCAGAUCAAAAUCUUUUUAGCUAUGGAUUUGCAAACUUCUAUAGCGGUACACUCAAUAUUCAAAACAGUCAAGACUUUCGCACCUUGUCAAAUCCGGAAAAGUUCUCCAACGCAGCUCGCAGAGCUCAACGUCUAGCUGGCGAAAGUGCCGAUUUCAAUGGCGAUCACUAUGGAAUGGACCACGUUCAAUACUUGAUCGACGAGUUCGGACUGAAUUUAAACUGCAUACCAUGCUCCGGUAAGACAUUACUAAGCGAUCAACAACUACGCCAGAUAAAACUAAUCGUCGAGGAGAAAAAGCGAACUUUGGAAAAGUACCAGAAUCUUGAAAUUGACAAACCAACAAUUUUUAACUUGCUGGGUAUCGUGUUAUCUGUGAUAUAUGACAAAGUUAUUAACGGUAACGAUUUGAACGAAGCGAUGUCUCACGUGAACAUUCACCGAUUGUCUCCAGCUUUGAGCUAUUUUGAAGAUAUCGAAAGCAUAGAAAGCGUUUUGAAGGUGUUCUAUCGUCGAAUUUGCAUUUAUCCUUUGUACAGAAGUAAAAAUCUAGCCGAACGAUGUGUUCAAAUUUUGAUAGCCGGGUUGAGAGAAGACGAUCCUAGAGCAUGGAUAUUAGAUAAGCUUUUGUACGCAUACGAUGCGUUUAAGAAAAAUGACUGCGCCAUUUUGAAUCACUAUUUUAUCAAGGACUUCAUUCGAAUGGUGCACUUAUGUUCGAUCGAAACGGAUAUUCAUGAAUGUUUUGAACAACUUGAUAAGCAACUGCCUAAAAUUCACAGCAAACCGUUGGGAUUCGGAGAGGAUAACAUCGUUAGGAGGGUGAUCAAGGAGGUUCUGGAUAUUGACGAUGACAGUACCGACUCUGAUGACUCUUCAGAAUCGGAAGAUGAAAGUGAAGACGGCAGCAGUGAGUCGUCCUCGGAAAGCGAAGCGAGUGAUAUUAUUGAGGUUGUACCGAAGAAAACUGAGGACAGCGUGUUGGAUCGGUUGAUGAAUUUGAAAAUAGAACCGUAACUAUGCAUCUGCACUCAUUCAUCCGCUUCAAAUGAUCACCACCCACUCACCUUAAAUCGAAGUUCACCGACGGGAGGUUUGGCGUACGGAAUCCCCUGAAAGCUGAGGUAUUUCUGUCCCAAUAAGGA
Messenger RNA from Uranotaenia lowii, 1447 nucleotides. RefSeq names its product protein SHQ1 homolog. The record is from RefSeq and is a predicted model, not a curated record. The transcript is spliced from 6 exons. The coding region runs from base 27 to 1319 and encodes 430 amino acids. Gene Ontology annotation, biological process: box H/ACA snoRNP assembly. Gene Ontology annotation, cellular component: cytoplasm; nucleoplasm. NCBI's taxonomy places the organism in Eukaryota, Metazoa, Arthropoda, Insecta, Diptera, Culicidae.